Lactuca saligna is the source of this 969-nucleotide messenger RNA. NCBI's taxonomy places the organism in Eukaryota, Viridiplantae, Streptophyta, Magnoliopsida, Asterales, Asteraceae. The record is from the annotation of a GenBank genome assembly.
AUGGCUGGGUGGGCAAUUGCAGUACACGGCGGCGCCGGUGUUGAUCCUAACCUUCCGACCGAACGCCAAGAACAGGCGAAGCAACUUCUCACACGCUGCCUUAAUCUCGGAAUCGCUGCUCUUCGUUCUUCUGUUCCCGCCAUUGACGUCGUUGAACUCGUCGUUCGUGAAUUGGAAACGGAUCCUCUGUUCAAUUCAGGUCGUGGAUCUGCAUUGACCGAGAAUGGUACUGUGGAAAUGGAGGCCAGUAUCAUGGAUGGUCCCGGCAGACGAUGCGGCGCCGUUUCAGGGCUCACAACCGUGAAGAAUCCCGUCUCCUUAGCUCGCUUAGUCAUGGACAAAUCCCCGCAUUCCUAUCUCGCCUUUUCCGGAGCCGAGAAGUUCGCCAAACAAAUGGGUGUAGAUCGGGUGGAAAACGACUACUUCAUCACCCAGGACAACGUUGAAAUGCUCAAAUUAGCAAAAGAAGCCGAUUCCAUUGUGUUUGAUUAUAGGAUACCGAAAGUAUGUGGAACCGGAGUACAGAGUCCAAUACAGAUGAACGGGCUUCCGAUCAGCAUCUACGCACCAGAGACAGUCGGUUGUGUGGUGGUCGACAGCCAAGGGCGGUGCGCCGCUGCAACAUCAACCGGUGGGCUUCUAAACAAGAGAAUGGGCCGGAUAGGUGACUCACCACUUAUAGGCGCAGGGACCUAUGCAUGUGACUUAUGUGGGGUCUCGUGCACUGGGGAAGGUGAAGCCAUAAUCCGGGGGACUCUUGCCCGUGAAGUGGCGGCGGUGAUGGAGUAUAAAGGGCUGCGGUUGCAGGAGGCGGUGGACUUUGUGAUUAAGGAAAGGUUAGAUGAAGGGAAAGCAGGGUUGAUUGCGGUGUCCAACUCCGGCGAGGUGGCGUAUGGGUUUAACUGUGUAGGGAUGUUUAGGGGAUGUGCUAGUGAAAAUGGGUUCAUGGAAGUUGGGAUUUGGGAUUGA